ACAGUCACACCGACCCGGAUUGCAUCCCUCUAUAAAUUGACAGCAAAUUUUGCUUGCCUGUGUGAAAAAAAAAAAGAAUACAUUUUCGUGGAAGUUUUUUGUGUUUGCAAACUCGCGUGCAUGUCUCAAUGGAGUGAUAAAAAAUGCAGUGACAAAAUUUUCAAUAUGGUAUAAUCGGGUAGCACACAAAGUGGUGGGCAAUCGUUGUUCUACUUCUCUAAAUAACACACGCAUACACAGACACGCCGCCGAGUGUCAACAGCUGCCCUGGCCCUGGCCGCCCGCCUUCAAAAUGUCGGACAUUAACGAUGAUUUGCUUAACUACGAGCUGGGCGACGACAUCGAUGAUCAGGCCCUGCUCGGCGCCGAUGAGGAUGAGCUGCUCCUUUCGGAUGAAGAGCUGGAAAAAGAUGUCACCAGCGAGGUGAAGCAACAAAUGCGCGCCGAGGCCGAGGAAUGGGCCCAGGAGCAACUGCGUCAGCAUGAGCGCAAACAAAAAGCACAGUCCGCCGCUUUAGUUGAGGCAGCAACAUCAGAACCAGUUGCGGCUACAGCAGCAGCAGCAGCAUCUAGUUCGGAAAUUGCACCCUCCACUGUGGCAGCCACAUCGACUAAAAGUCCAACUACCGCGGUGGCAUCUACCCCAAGCGUCCAGACAGACGCCACAGUGGUCGCGGUGGUGACGGCAGUCUCUCCCCCGCCAGCAGUGGCUGUGGAGAGAGCAACAGAAGCGACGGCCACAAUGAAAAGCGCAGAACAAGUGCAGCCACAGUCGAAGAAGGAAGCCACGCCACCGACUCAGCCAAGUGGCAGUGGCAAAGCCAGUGCCAAGGCCAGCACAAGCACCACUAGCAUCAGCACCAAAGAGACAUCAUCCAGAGAUGCUGGGGAUUCCACAGCCAAGCAGAGCGAGGCUGACAGUGAGAGUGAGCCCGGACUGGGACUGGGACCCUCAUUGCUGGCCUCAUCCCAGGAGAGCCUGCCCAGUGGCAGCUCGGCCUCCGAGCUGGCCGAUCUGCGUGAGGACGAGGAGGAGCGCGAGGAGCGCACCAACUACAAGACUGGCAGCGAGCGGGUCGAAAGCAGCCACAGGCAGCAUCAGGAGCACUCCCACUCGAUGUCGCCAUUUCAGCAGCAUCAGCAAAUUCAGCGGCGACACCAAAACCAUUCAGACAAGUCACGAGUGGGAGGCGGUGGACGAUUCAUGCACGGCCAGCAGCAGCAGCAACAACAGCAGCAGCAGAAUCAAAUGGGCAAACCGCUGCGUGGAAUGGGCGGUGCGCGUCAUCACCUGCUGCGCAAUCCCACGCCCAUGUUCGGGACAAUGCAACAGCAGCAGCAGCAGCAGCGCAUGGGUAUGUCUGGGAUGCCGCCACCACAGCAACGAUAUGGCAUGCCAGGUCAAUAUCCGCCUAACCAGCCACCCAACCAGUCACAACAAGCACCGAACCAACAACAGCAACAACAACAACAACAUAAUGCUCCUGCCUCGCCCCUGCUGAAUCCCUCGCACAUGAUGCACCACAAUCACAAUCCGAAUGGAGGGAUACCACCGCAUCUGCUGCCGCAUCCGCAUGAGCAAGUGCGCGUCGGUCUAUUGCAGCCACCGAUGGCGUAUGCCCCCCAACCAGGCGGCUAUCGGAAUGGGGCGCUGCUGGGACCGGGUCCGCCACUCCUGCAGCCAACUGGAAUGCGUCCGCCACUGUAUCGCAAUGCUGGCCCGCCGCCAUCUGGCUAUGGCGGCUAUGGCGAUCACGGCCAUCCGCCGCCAGUGCAUCCGCCACAGUUCAUGAGGCCGCACAAUGGCUGGAGGCCGCAGGGGGACGGCGCACGCAUGCCGCGUCCACCCCUGCAGGCACUGCCGCCACACAUGAUGCCAGGAGCGCCGCCCAACUAUCCCAAUGGGAUGGUGGGAAUGCGCGGCCCGCCACCACAGCAACAGCAGCAGGUCCAGCAGCAGCCGCCACCGCCUCAGCCGGUGCGUGCACCACAGCAGCAACAACAGCAGCAGCCGCCUAAUCCUACUCAACAGCAGCAGCAGCAGCCACAACCGAACGGUCCACCGCCCCAACAGGGUGGUGGUCCAGCGGCUAUACCGCGGGUCAGCAAGGUGCUCAUCAAUCCGAAUUUCAAGGGCGGCGUUGAGGCAGCCACAAACAAGUUCAUCAAGGAGACACACUUCAUGCCGGCCAUCAACAGUGACGAGGAGCUGCUGCGCCAGCAGGAGGAGUUCAUCAAUAAGAAUCGUCAGUACUUUGAGAAGCGGCGCAUGGAGCGCUCGCCGCCACCGGCUGGCUCCAGCUCGAGCUCUGGGGCAGCCUCUUCGUCGGUUCAGGCUGGGGAGAGGCGACGCAGUCGUAGCCGCAGCCGUUCCCGUGGUCGCAGCUAUUCGCCCGCCAAGCGUGCCGAAAGGGAUCGCGAAAGGGAGCGGGAACGGGAGCGCGAGCGAGAGCGUGACCGGGAACGAGAGCGCGAACGCGAACAGCGGUAUGGAACGACGAAUCGGCCAGUCGCAAAUCGUGGAUUCCGACGUGUUGCUAGCCGUGAUCGAGAUGAGAAUCGCAGUGGAGCAGGCGGCGCACCAGUAAGUGCCCCAGUACCCAGUGCCGGUGGAGGGGGCGGCGGAGGCGGAUGUCCUGUUGUGCCCAGCAAGAGACGUCGCAGCGGCUCAAACGGCGCUGUGAUUCGCAACCCCUUCUCGGGUGAGCCACGCGGACGACCCUCGGACGUUGGCGGUGGUCGCACCGCUGCCAGUGGAAAGGCCAGCGACGAGGAUGAGGAGACUCGCAUCUAUCGCCUGGAGAUUGAGAAGCAGAAGCAGCUGCGCGAAAAGAUACUGCGCGACAAGGAGCUGAAGCGUAGGCGCGCGGCCGAGGAGAAGCUACAUGAGGAGAAGCGCGCCGAACAGCACAUUUCGCCAGGCCGUAACGAGAAGGAGGCAGCUAGUGCGGGACUAAGCACACCACAAAAGCAACGUCCGGCAGCCAGCAGCCACGAGCGCAAGGUAAUCUCGCUGAAGCGUCGCGAAGACCAGGACCAGGCAGGGGGCAAUGGCAAUGGCAGUGGCAACGGCAACGGCGGGCGCAGCAGCAGACAGCAGCAAACGUCAUCGAUGGCGCCCGCUCGUAAGCAACUGACGGCGGCCAAGAUAGCGCCGGAGGCUAAACGAAGUAUAACCGAGCAUCUGGCGCCCACCCCUAAGCCGCAGCACGGAUCAGCUGCGGCCGCCGCCCUAGCAAGAUCGAGUGGAGGCGCAGCCAGCACUGGGGGUGCAACUCCACCCACUACGUGCAAGCCCCGCGAUACGCUGCGUCUGGGCACGCCCAGCGACGAUGAGGUUGAGCUUGACUACGAUGAUGAUGAACUGAUGCUGGACGAGGAGGAUCGCCUAUUGGCCACACCCUCGCCACCACCACCCCAGCAUCAGAGCCAGAGUCAGCAUCAACAUCAGCAUCAGCAUCAGCAGAGGGCAAACAGCAAGCGCUCGGCCACGCCCGAUAUGUUGGUAGUGAAGCGCACUCAGAAAGCCGCUCGUGGGACCAACUCGUCGUCAACGGGCAGCUUUGGCUCCUCAAAUAGGCGGGUGGUGUUGAAGCCCACCAGCAAUGGGAGCGGAGGAGAUCAGCAGCAGCAGCAGUCCUCUCAUGGCAGGCAGCGGGAUAGGCGACAGCGUGGGGAUGACCAUUUACUGCAGAGGAAAGGGAGUAACGCGGGAGGCAGCAGCUCAGGAGGCGGCGGAGGUAUCUUUGAGCGACUGGAGAAGCGGAAGGCAGCAGCAUCCUCUGGAGGAAGCGGCAGUGGGGGCGGUCACAAGCAGCGUGGCCGAGGGCCGGCCCGCAUUGUACUCAAGCAUGAUUGAGGAAUGGAGAUGGAGAAG
Messenger RNA from Drosophila obscura, 3877 nucleotides. RefSeq names its product homeotic protein female sterile. The coding region runs from base 293 to 3859 and encodes 1188 amino acids. The record is from RefSeq and is a predicted model, not a curated record. Gene Ontology annotation, molecular function: RNA binding. The transcript has 7 exons. Lineage: Eukaryota; Metazoa; Arthropoda; Insecta; Diptera; Drosophilidae.